GGCGCGUAUGCAGUUGAAACCAGUCGAAGGAGCUUUGAUCUAUUUAUAUUUCAUUGCAAUAUUCCAAGAAUACUUUUCCUUCGUUUAUAAAACGAUCGUGGCUUAGUUACAUGGACAUUCAGAGAGGACAUUGCCUCAAGACGUUAACCGUGCAGUAGGACUGCAAAUCAGAUAUCUUGAUAUAAAUUCCACUUUAUCAUCACGCGUGAUUGUCAAUUUUGUCAAGCUCAACUUUCCAUCGGUCAGACUUCCUUCUUACUCAGAUUGUUUGGAUUGGACUUCAACAUGUUUUCGUCCUCUGCGACACCGUUUGGAACUGGUUCUGGCUUUGGAACAGGAACAAGUAAGUUGUUUUUUCUAUUUAUAUCAAAUCAAAGUGUAUACAAAAUGUUCUUGACAAGUCAGCGGUUGUAAUACUCUGCUAUGUCUUCUUCGCAACUUUCACUUUUCCUUGUUGUCGUUUAAAUCAGAAAAGAUUAUUUGUCAUGGUUUCUGUAUGAUCGCGUUCAGAUAUGGUUUUUCCACGGUAGUCUAUCUUUGUGUGGUUGUUGAGAACAGAGUGACUUUUGUCACACUAGCCAUAAAUAACAGACCAGUCCCUAUCAGUACUGGCCUUCAGUUGAUUUUCACCUUGGAUGUAAUCAAAAUUGAAACUCAUUUCUUAUGAUUGUCAUGGUUUUAAUGAUUAACACAUAUACAGCUUGAAGGUAUGUGGUCAACUCGUCCCAAGGUCAGAUCGAUCUACGCCAGAUUGUUCCACUUAAUAGUCAGAUCAUUCCACAAUAUAGUUAGCACUUUUCACGAGUCUUUAGCAAGCAGAAAGAAGGGGUAACUCAAACUUCGCAUCAAGUUUUACACUGAAACUGUGGAAUGAUCUGACAGUAAAAUGGAAUUGAUCUGGCUUGGAAUGAUCUGACCAUGGGACGAAGUGACUGUAAAAUUGCCUUUGCACUCAUGAAGGUUGAGAUUUUUACAUGGAUUUUAUCAUUCACAUUUGUAGCUUUUGGAGGUCAGAAAACAGGAACACAGUUUGGUACCACAGGUUGGUUUUAGACAGUGAGGAUUUAUCAUUUUCACUCUUUGCUAAUCAUCUUGUCAUUUUCAUCCCAUCAUCUUGAAUAUCAUAAUCAUGUAUUUUACUACGCAUUAACCUUCUUAUUCUUCUUUCUCCUUUUCUCUACCAUCAUGAUCAUCAUCAUCAUCAUCAUCACUAUUUCCAUUGUUAUUAUAUUAAAUCAUGAUUAUUACCAUAAUCGCUGACGUCCUCCUUGUUAUCAUCACUGUCGUUGCCAUUAUCAUCAUCAUUGCAUGGUUCAUUAUCAUUGUCAUCAAUGUUACUGUAUCACUAUUACAACCAUCUCAAGCACCAUAGCUAUUACUAGAUAUCGUGAUAGAACCUUUCUUUCUAAGGUUAAGACUUGUAAAGCUGUGUUGUUGCCCUGCAUCAGAUUUAUUCUCUUUGUUCAGCACAUAAAAAUUGAAUGAUAAAGUAAAGAUUACAAUUAAAUUGUGAUGCAAUUUUUCCAGGUCUGGGCACAAACUUGUUUGGAAAUAAACCAGCAGGUUUUGGUAGUACAUUUGGCAGUCAACCUCAGAGUUCAGGUACCACUGGCUUGUUUGGAAGCAGUACAGCAACAAAUGCAGGAGGUAGUCUGUUUGGGGGUACAGCAACUGGAAGCCUCUUUGGUCAACAGCCAACCACACAAUGUAAGUACCUGAAUAUAUUAGUAUUAUUAUCAUUAACUUAUUUAGGAAAAUUUGAGGAAUUAUGUGGGUGUUGUGAAUGAUAGUUUUGAUGAUAAGGCAAAUCAAAGAGAGGAUAAUAACUUUCCUUACUUGUUUAAGUAAGUAGGAUGCAGGGCUCGAAAUAGCGGCCUGUCAACGGACAAUGUCUGGACUAAUUGGGGAGUUUACCUGUCAACCUUUCGUCUUGCUGGUCAUGUUGACCGGUCACUUUUGAUCAUAUUAAAAAUGUAGUACUUAAAUAAAAUUUCCAUGCUGUUCAGUUAUUUGUAUAGGUAAUAGCAUGAUUUGUAGUGAUAUUUGGCAUAAAUACCACGGGUGAUAUUUUGAAAUUGUUAUACGUAAUUUCACGAGCCAUUAGGCGAGUGAAAUUUGAGACAAUUUUGAAAUAUCACGAGUGAUAUUUAUGCCAAAUAUCACGUACAAAUCAUGCUAUUAUUUGUUUAUACUACUACCCACAAAAGGUUUGUAAUUUUCACAUGUAGGUAUUUCAAAUUAAGCUGAAAUACCACUGCUCUAAGCCAAUCAGAUUGCAGAAAUUUCUCAUGUUGUAGUAUAACAGCUGUUAUCAUUAUGUAGUGAGUUGCUGUGUAUUGAGGAACUCUGAUCUGAAAUCCUGGGUGAAAUGCAACUACAACCGUUGUUCACAAUUUGUGGAUUGAAACAGACAUUAGGGUUCAUGCACUUCCGAUCACAAAAUUAAAAAUACUCUCACUUUUAUUAGUUGAGCAAUGGCUUUUUAAUUUUUGGAAAAAUAUAACCCCAGUUUUGGUUCAUGGACCCUUGUUUUAAGAGUUAUUUGUCUUAUAAAUUUGACCAACCAGAUCUUAAUAAUGACUGUUCAAUGGAAUGCUCUACCUUUAGUAUGUAAGGAUGGAAACUGUAGGCCGUAUCUUACAGUACUUUCACUGAGCAGACCCUUGUGAGAUGUAAAAGAACCAUUAGGGAUGUAAUGCUCUCUGGCAGUUAUCACCGGUAGUGUUUAUGUCAUGCUAUUCAGAGGAUCUUCUUCUAUGAUACAUGUAGAUAACUUGCGAAAAGUUUAUUCUGUUUAAACCAUCCUUAAAUCAGGCUCAAUCAAGCAAUCAAUCAAUCAAUCAAUCAAUCAAUCCAUCCAUCAAUCAAUCCAUGAGUCAGUCACUCAGUCAGUCACAGAGUUGUCAUUAAGAGCUGGGGGCCGGGGAUUUUCCCCGGCUACUAAGAGAGUGGCCCCCGGCUACUUUUAUUGGAAAAGAGAAGAAAAAUAGAACCAAAAGAAAUCCCUAGCCCUUUGAUUCCCCACCUACUUGUUGUAUUUUCCCGGCAACUUGAAAUCUUAGUGACAACCCUGCAGUCAGUCAGUCCAUUAAUCAGUCAAUAAUAUUAAUUAAAGUAGAAGCUGAUGGGCAUGUUUUGCAUCGCAAGCCAGAGACAUCCUUAGACAUAUUCUGUUUACUUGAUUGAUGCUUGUCUGAUAACAGUAGAAAAGAAACCAUCCAUUUUUAAAAGAAAAGAAAAAUACAUUUUUUUGUAUAUAUUAAUUGUAUUGCUUUGUUCAAACAGCCUCAUUUAGUGGCUUUGGAUCAACUGGUGCCAGCCUGUUUGGCAGCCAAGCGAAAAGUACCACAGGGACAGGUGUCUUCCAGACUCCAGGGCAGACUUCCGCUUUUGGCAGUGGAACAUCAACGGGAUUUGGAGCAACUGGUAAGUUUGAGCAUGUUUCAAUUUGGUUACAUGCAUAUACAGUCAACUCUCGCCUUGCGGACACCUCGCUAUAACGGACACCCCGAUAAAACGGACAGCAGCUAAAUCCCAGGAAAAACCAAAUUACAGACAUUUCACUGAAAUAAACUCCCGCUAUUAUGGACUCUCGCUAAUGAGGACACUAACUUGAGGUCCCUACAGUGUCCGCUAUAAGGGGAGUUGACUGUACAGGGUUCUCAUUAAGGUAUUUGCACAGGCAAAUUUUCAACAUUUUAUUUUGCACUCAAAAUCUUUCUACAGUAAGUCCAGAUGAUGUAAUAUGCAUAUCUGGUGUUCUUUUUUGAAUAUACCUUUGCAUUAAAGAAAAAAUCUACUCAAAAGUUGACUGAUUUACCGGAAGUUAAAGAAAAAUUGUCAUUUCCGUUACUAAGAAAAUGGACGGCAGGAGUGCAAUUUGACUCCUCUUUCCAGCAUCAAGUUCUAUUGAUGCGCUGAACAAAAUCUAUUCACUGCUUGGAUUCAUUGAAAAACUACAGCCGCUGUAUGUCCAACUUGAUUUUUCUUCCUUCUGUUAAAGCUGUGAUGACUAAUAUUACUUGCUUCUUGUCAAAAUUCGUUAUGUUCUUGAAAUAUACUCCGUUUUCCAGGGCUUAACAUUGUUUUAAAUUUACAUUACAUCGGUGUGUCUUCUCACCUGAUAUAUUCUGACAAUUUUGCCGGGAGAGUAAAACGUUUUCUUGGCCCCUAAUCCUCUGGUCUGUUUUUCUGCCAAUUUCUUUCACUUUACAGAAGCAGUUCUUUUCAAUUUUGAAUAAAACUCUUCUUCAAUGUUCAUACUUCGGCGCGCUUCACUGCAUUAAAGCUGACACUGAGUAACGCAUCUUCCCGAAAUACGUCACACCUAGCAACUGGUCACGUAUCAAAAUCCAAGGGGGCUAUAGAGAGGCCAUUUGGCAUUUUCUUAGGCUUCCACAAACAUUUUACACAGUGGUGAUUCAAAAUGGCGGGCAAGAAGGUCUGUGAUGGUAGUAUCGAGGAAAAACAGUUGAUUUUGAGAAGAAAAUAAGCUUUUUCACACUGGAAAAGCGUUAAUUACCGCGUGACCGAUUUACCUUGACUUACGGGAACCAGUUUUUUGGAGGAAUGGAUCAUUAUUUCUUUGUGAAAUUUGGCAAAUACACAAAGAGCAUGUUAAUGAACAGAUCUGUGUUUGACUAAAGGUUAGAAUUGCCGUACAGCUGAGUUAUUGAUGUCAAAAUAUGGGUCAAAUUACAAAAUAGCAAAUUGUGCCCUAGAGGCUGGAUUAAUUGGAGCUGUGUCGUAGUCAAACACAGAAUUAUUCUAUCUUACGUCCUUAUUUGUGUUACAUUUCUUUUUUAACAAUAACUCUAAGGAUUCUUCUGAAAUUUUGAUUUUUCUCUUUUUUUGUCACCCUAGGGGGUAAUUAAAUUAACACCUUUUGGGUGACAUAACAUAAUUUAUUUUGAUAUAUUCUAGUUCCUCAAGAACUGAGGAAUACUGUCAAUGUAGUGACAUAUAGAUAUUAUCCAUAAAACAACCACUAAAAAUGAUGCAAAAAUGUGCAAAAUUUGCCUGUGCAGAUACCUUAAGUUUUAAAGUAGACAGCUAAGAUGUAAAAGUAGGCAGCUUGGUAUUUAAGUGCUGUCGGCAAUUUGAGGCUUUCACUCUCUUACUUUGCCCUUGAUGCCCAAAAGGUAUAUGGCUCACACCUCCAACUAGCCAGCUUUUUUUAGCCGUUUGCCCGCAAUUAAUGAGAAAUUAAUGAGUGUAUGUAUUGUUUUUAAUGAACUGCAUUGUGUUUACCAGAAUUAAUCAUAACUAUAACAAAAUUCUCAAAUAUGAUUGGCUAUCAAUAAUUGAUAGCCAAUCAGAUUUGAGAAUUUUGAGAAUUUAUUGAGAAUUUAUUGUACUGAGAAUUUUGAGAAUUUAUUGUACUGAUUUCAGCACUAAUAGGACAGUGUAACAGGACAUUAUACGUCAUGCCUAAGUAAUUGGACAGUGCGUGCCUUUUUUUUUUCACUACUAGCAAAAACCUCUUGGAAUUUCUUGAUUUAAAAAUGCCUAAAAAAUGAAAAAUUUUGUUGUGGUUAUGAUUUAUUGGUAACAGAACUAACUUCGUGUUGUCCUAUUCAGUCUGUAAUUGUACUCAUGAUUAAGCAAAUCGGACUCCCGCCAUGCUGUUGUGCGAUUUUGUUUAUCACUUGUAUGAUUACAGACCGAAUUGGACUCCACUCAGUCCUAUUACCAUUAUUAAAUUAACAAGUCAAGAAAUCAGUAGGAUUGUUUAACCGUUGGAGCCAAGAGUGAUCAGUAUGAAAUUUCUCCUCAACAAUUCAACUCUGUAUUUCUUUAUUUUUUAUAACAGGUGCUAGUUUAUUUGGAAAUGCAGCUAACAAAGGCACAGGUCUGUUUGGUGCCAGUCAACAGACAGGUACCUCACUCUUUGGACAGAGUGGCAUUCAGGGUAAUAACAUUUGCAGGGUGCAAAGAAAGUCAUGUCCAAUAGCCCAGAGCUAGUGGAUUUUGCUAUCGGGCUAGUGAUUUUUGCUCUUAACUUGCCCAAAGGGCAAGUGCUGUUUUUUUGGGGAAAUUCAAAUUAUGCAAGGGUUGCAAUCAAUCCCACUGAUCAAAAAGGGUUUUGGGGCUAGUUGAAAUGACUUGUGGGCUAGUACAUGCUAGCUACAGCUUGCCCGAAUAGCAGGCUGUAAAACUGAUUUUCUUUGCAUUCUGAUUUGGCAAGUCAAAUGAUUAUUCGUUUGACAGAGUAGCAUUCAAGGUAAUAACAAUUGGCAAGUCAAAUGAUUGUUCAUUUCAUAUACAUCAAUCACAUUCAUCUCUUUCAUGGGAACAUAUGAACACAAAAUUGACCAGCUUCCAACAUCAGCGGCUUCAUAGCUCAGUUGGUUAGAGCAUCACACUGGUAUCGUGAGGGCAUGAGUUCAAACCUCGUUGAAGUCCUGAAUUUUUUUUUUCAGGCCUCUUACGCAAUUGCAUAAAUUGCAUUCACAACUGCGAGGAUUAUUCUUCAUUUGAUUUCAUUUCUGCAGUUCUUAUAUGAUUUAUUUCAUGUACAUCUAUCACAAAAUGAUUAUUGUUUAUUUGAGCUUUUCAAAGUUUUAGUUUUGCACACCUCAUUAGCACCUAAACUGAAAUUUGCAAUGUUAUGGAAAAACUCUAGCUUUUAACUUUGUGGAAAUAUUCUGUGCUGUUACCAUUCAAAUGAAACCUCCAGUACUAUUUAUUUUGUUGGAUUUUACAAAAAGAAAUUUGAUUUUUUUGCGUGAAUUUUUGCUUUGGCUGCCAUAACGGGUGAAAAGGUCAAGGCUUCAGGUCUUACUGCACUUACAUCCAUGUAGCAGUUAAAAUGCCAGACUCAUAGCUCGUAACAGGAAUUCCCAGCUGAGCCCUUUGCUUGUGUGGCUGCCACUGUAGCUGAUGUGUGUCAUUGGUUUUUUUCAGGAAUAGGAUCUGGCAGUGCAACCCCUGGAACACCUAUCAAGUUUACUGUGAGCCUUUAUUUUAAUUAAAUAUGUUAUUGUUUUUUUUCAUUUCACAUUAGAAGGAAUUUCAGUGAAUAAUCUACACAUGUAGCACGAGAAGAGAGCUGACAUUUCGUGAUGCCACCAACGCUUUGUGCGCUCAUUCUUUAGACAUCAUUUCGCGGGAAACCGUACUUAGUGGCAUCACCUAAUGCCAGCUGUUUUCUCAGGCUCUUUUACUAAAGUUAAUGUUUUGCUUACAUUUCACAGCUUUACAUGUAUUUGUGGUAUUGCAUAUAGCUCUUAGGUCAUUCCUGAGAGAUCUGAGUAUGGUGUAAGUUUUGUGGAGUUGGUUUAAUUUACCUCUCUAUUUUUUUGUGCUCAGGUCGUUCAAGGGACAGAUUCUAUGGUCAAGAAUGGCAUUACCACCAACAUCAGCAUCAGACAUCAGUGCAUCACUGUCAUGGAACAUUAUGCAACUAAGUGUUUAGAGGUGAUUUAGAUGUUUACAACUGUAUGCUAUAUAGCUGUUAUCAUUUUUAAUCACAGUAUAGCACCUUAAUUUUUUUGUGAUAUGAUGGCUCUGCAAAGUGUUGUCUUAAUAUUGUUAUGCACAAAUUCUCCUUACUACAUGUAGAACCAUACAUGUACAUACAAUGUAACGAUUGAACUGAACAAAAAAUAUCUAUGUAUGGACUGGCCUUCAUUCCAUUGCAUUACUCUAUUUCUAAAAUGCAUAAUUUUAUGAAAAUCAUAAUAUUGGUUGUCUUUACACUAGGCUGUUAAGUAAGACUUAGGAGGUGCUAAAUUUUACUUAACCAAAAAUGCGCGUAUGAAGGCCUAAGCAAAAUCUCAAGUAACUUUACCUUGCAUCUCAUUAAUGUCGGAAAGUUGAAAGGAUUCAAGAAAGUUUCAAGUGACUUGAAAACCAUCCUUAAAACUGACCUAGUGAACUUGCGGUUUCCAAGCUUUGAGAAAGGCGAAGCGUGUCAAUCAAUCUUAAUUAUGUUGUGUGGGAAAAUAGGCUCAAGUAAACCUGAAGUGAAAAAGAUAUGUUGUGUGUGAAGCUUUCCUUUACUUGAAGAAUUUAAAAUUUACUUGUCUUGAAAUAUUUCUUAGCUUAUUUAGGCUCUAGUGUAAAGACUACCAUUGUUAUUACCUCCUAAAGGUUUCAAUGUCUCACUGCUUGUUUGCAGGAGCUGAGAAUUGAAGAUUAUGAAGCUGGUCGUAAAACUGGAGCAUCUGCCACAACUGGCUUUUCAGGCUUGUCAACAAGCACAGGAUCAGGUGGUUUGUUUGGUAAUACAUCAACAGCAUUUGGUGCAACAUCUGCUUUUGGUCAGAAACCUACGACUGGGUUUGGAGCAACUGGUAUGGAUUCAAAUUAAACCUGUUCGUAUUUAGCUUCGUGCAUAUUUUUCUUUGUGGCUGCUUAAGGGGAUCUUUCCUGGAUAAGAAAUAAAAGGCCCAGCUGGUUCAGAAAUGAUAUGGACGACGUAUCGUACAUCAGAAAAGUAUCAAAUCAACAGCCCCUUCUUCUCGUAUCUCAUUUCCCCGCCAUCUUUAAAUUAUACUCGCUUUUAUUUUUGAGUGAAAUGUGGAAAGUCCUCUCACAGUGGCUUAUUUUCUUGGAGAAAAACCAAGGAAUCACUUUUGAAAAAAAUACAGGGAAAGAGGAACAGUUGAUUUUUAUCACAAGAUUUCAUCACCACCUACACAUAUCUGUCUUGGUGAUUUGCAGACUGUUUUGUUCAGUUACAUGAAAAUAUUUUUCCAUUAUUCUGUUUUCAGGAAGCCUGUUUAGUGGUUCUGGAACAGCAUCCCUGUUUGGUCAACAACAGCAGCAGCAAACAACAGGCUCACUUUUUGGUCAGAAGACAGGAGGGUUGUUCGGUACACCAACAUCAAGCACAGCAUCCACAGGUUUUGGAACUGGCUUUGGCGCUGGAGGAACCACGGGUCUCUUUGGACAGAGUUCUACUGGACAAACAGUAAGCUUUAUAUUACAGGAAUGUCAAUUAUACAGGAAAAAUUGUACAUGAUCUGCAAGUCAGAGAAAUGAAGAAAUUAACAGAUGUGACCUGUAGAAUUACUGCAAGGAUUAGCAUGGAAUGAGAUCACAACUAUCCCUCAUCUGUGUCAUUCACAGUUAGCAAAAAUUAUGAUUUAUAAAUUUGUACAGUGUGUACCUCCUCAUUUAUUUAGCUGCCACUGUUAAAUAUAUUACAUAUGUAUGUUUCUAAGGUUUUAUUUAUCAUUUGUCUCACUUUAGUCACUUUAGAUAUUGAUUGUGACAUUUCACUUCAUUCACAGAAGAACAUUUUAGUCUCACUCAGUAAAUUGUCACUUUUGCCGAACGAAGACUUGCAGUACAUGGCUGAAAUGUCGGCAUCAACAUGCGACUAUUGUGAGACAAAAUAAUAAUGAUAAAUAAAACCCUUUAUGAUUCAUGUUGUUGUUUUCAGACCAGCUUAUUUGGUGCACCAACAACAUCUGUAUCCACUGGUUUGUUUGGAGCUCAAAACCCAGGAUUUGGCCAGACGCAAACUGGAACAGGUCUGUUUGGACAAACUGGGUUUGGUCAGACCCAGCAACAGGUUAGCUAGAGUGCAAAUUUGUUUUAGACUAGUUUUGAAACCCUUGAAAGGAGCUGUGUUAUAAUAGGGCCACUUAUAUGAGGAAAAGUAAGAUGCAUCUUUCAUUAGAUGCGUCCUAAAUGAGACGCAAACUAUCUCGUAUAAACGGCACAUAAAGAUGCGAUUUAGCUAAGACGUGUCUUAACGAAGAACAGGUGUUAGGGGCUGUUCUCAGUUAAGAACCAUCUCAGCUAAAUUUCAAACGAAAUGUACCGUUUUUACGAGAUAGUUUGCCCCCUGUUUAGGAUGCGCCUUAUGUAAGAUGGGUGCUAUUUUUCCUCAUAUAAACUGUCCUAAUGUUUAGUAUAAUUCUUGGGAGACACAUUUGUUUGACAUGAAGCUGUGAUUGUGUCAUUCAUGAGAAAUAUAUUUAUCAUUAUGUUCUAUAAUGAUUAACCCUUUAAGCCCCAGUAUCCACAUACAAAUUCUCCAAACUGGUCUCUAUACAUUUCCUUUAAGAAUUAGUUGAGAGAAUUUGAUAAUAGAUCAAGGCAUUCUCUCUUGGAUGAUCAUUUUAUUAAUUCUCAUAGUUAACUUAUCUCUUGAGUAUGGAUAUUGUUAGGAGAUAAUUGAUGUUGGUCACUAUUGGGACUUAAAGGGUUAAGGACGGGUAAUUGGCAUAAAAACAAAAUGAACAAGUCGAAGAACAGCCUUGAUACAGCCCCUGUGAUCCUUGAUAUCAACAUUUUUGGCCUUGUCUCUUCCCCCUCUACCCAUCCUCUAAAGAAAACAAACAAAGAAAAAAUCAAUCCCUGAGCACCAGGCCUUCCUAAAGAAAAGAUGGGGGAGGGGGGGGGAGAAGAGAAAGGAAGGCCUGAAAAAACCAAAAAUUGUGUGACAAAAAAUCAAUGAAAUAACACACAAUACCCCCUGAAAAGAGCGAUAAGCCAUUGACAUUUUUCAUAGAUGCUUUGAUUUUACGUUACCGGUAUGUGAUACUUUUAUGGACAGAGACACAGAGAGGAAUUCAAAAAGGCUCUAGAGGGCGCUCUCAAGUUUUUUCCUGGAAUAAAAAUAAAACCCGAGCAAGAAUUGUGUUUUCAAGGGCUCGUAGUUUAAAGGAAAGAUGUUCUCGGAGUAUGGAAAAGCCUCAUAUACCAGCUUCUGCCGAACUAGGUCCGAGUAUUCAGAGUAUUGGUUUCACAAGACCGGAACAAAGACGACGAUAUCAGUGUUUCAGAUCUCUUAGUUCUGAUUUACAACGUCCUGCCGUUAAAAGGGUAUUGUUAUUGUAAAUGGAAAUAGAGCGAGGUAGCCAUGUAUUGAGAUAGCCGACUGCACCAAUGCUUUUAAAAAGCUUGACUUUGCUUGUGGCGGUUACGAUAGCGUACGUGAUUGGAAUUCGUUCGCUUCCUCUUCCAAAAUUUUCUCACUUUUGAAAUGUCUUAAGGUCAAGCGGGCGCCAUCAUAUUUCGCCAACGGGAUUGACCUUUGCUAAGCUUAGGCUCUCACUAUUUUUUUAACUUGUAACAGCUUUCACCAUUGCACCUUCCUAUUCAUUCUUGCAGCUCCUUUCAACCACCCGAGGAUACGAGGGAUAACAUCAGCUUUUUAGCUGCGAGACAAGCGCCUGAUGUAACUCUGUAAACAAAAGCAAUUUACAAUUUUCCGGGGCACGUUUAUUUACAAAAAGAGCGUUGGCGAUCUUAUACUAGCACCAUUUUUAAAACAUGUUAUAAUUCCUGUAAUGUUUUAAAUUACAAGUAUUCGAAAACUCCUUAUUGGAUUUUUAAAAAAAAGUGAAAUCGUAGCAACACAAACACCGGACCUCGGCCAACCCGUAAAGUGAGAUUUAUUUUAGGGGGAGCUUUUUGACGCGUGAAGCUGACAACCCAAUGACCGGAAGUGAUUUUGAUUGGAUGGUAUCGAAUCAUGCUGUGUGGGGGUGGAAGGCUCCAGUAAAAGCAUCCGUGUCAGGCGUUUCUCUCCUUCAGCUCUCUCCUUUUUUCGCUUCCAUCUUUCCCCUUUUCCCCAGAAACGCCUGAUACUCAGGCUAUAUUGAGCAAUGUUCUGUGACUGAAGUGAAGGUCACAUUCAAAAGUUCAGUCAGUUUUGACCAAAAAAGAAAAAAAAAACAACCAAAAACUUGGCAUAAGCUAGUUACUGCCCAGCCCUCCAAUAAUAACAUUGUCCACAUGGUACUCUCAAUAUUUCUUAUUAAACUUGAUUUUAACGUUUUUUUUGUUUCGUUUUUAGUCAACACUAUUUGCAGCCAAGCAAUUUGGAAGUAAGUGGUUUAAUGUUCAGUGUCCUUUGAAAUAGUAGUGACUUCCUUACAUUUUGAGUGGGGCAUUUCCUAGUUCCAAGAACUCUCACUUUCAAAAUGAGGCUAAGUACAAAUCUUUAUUUGCAUGAGAAUGGAAACUCGUUUUCAUAUUUAUCAAUGGCCUCGCACUAGGCCUCACUUUUUAAGCAGUCGAGGCUUGAGGUGACUCAAGAAUGGCCCGUUGUCUUCAUGUACACAAUGUAAUCAGGUCUACAUCGGGCAGUUCUGUAAACCAAGGGUUAGUCAAGGUUUUCAAAAUUGUGUGCUCGAGGACCACCCAAAAUGCCAAGAUUUUGUUAUUACUUGAAUGCAGCUAUUGCUUGCUUGUCUUAGUUAAUGAUUUAAUUACCAGAUGACUUAUCUGGAUUUUUGCCUAUAGGGCAAGUGAGCUUAGAAAGAAAACUUACCCAGCAAGAAAAAUUUCAUGUCCCGGAGUAGCAGAGAGUCCUUUUUUUGUUCCCCAUUAUGGGAGGGGCUCACUUACAAGUGACUCCAAACUGUAGAGGUUUGAUUGGAACACUUUGUGAUUUUGGUGCUUUGGAUAUGUAGUCAGUAAUGCAAUCGAGUGGUGGUUGGACUGUGUGUUGAACCAGUUUGUGCAUGAAUAUCUCUGACUUCUGUACAAAACAUAAUACAGGGUGCAAAGAGAGUCAUUUUUACAGCUUCUAUUUCGGCAAGCUGAAGCUACCAUUUACUAGCCCAAACAUCAUUAAUUUCAACUAGCCCCAAAAACGUUUUGAUUGAGCAGAUUGAUUUCACAGUUCUUCUGUAAUUUGAAUUCCUCAAAAAAACUUCACUUGCCCGUUGGGCAAGUUAAUAACAGAAGUCAUUGCCUGAUAGCAAAAUCCACUAACCCCGAGCUAUCCGACACUGCUUUCUUUGCAAGCUGUGUUAAUUGAUAUUAAUUUUUUUUUUCAAUUUCAUCUUCGCUUCCUAGCAACACUGGGCACAGGUACAACCGGUGGAUUGUUUGGUGCACAGAAUAAACCCCAGACAGGAUUUAACUUUGGCGCUAGCACUACUGGCCUUGGAACAAGUGCAUUUGGUGCCCCAACCGGAACAGCUGGGAGCCUGUUUAGUGCUAAACCCACGGCGUUUGGUACUGGAACAGCCUUUGGUGCCAAUGCUGGUACAGGAGUGUUUGGUGCCACAGGAACCCUUGGAACAGGACUGGGCACAGGUACCCUAGGAACUGGUAAGUAACAAGAACUGUUCUAUUUCACACCUUUGGCCAAUUUCAACUGUUUCAUUCCUUUGGGAAAAUAUUACAAACAGAGAGUAAGCAUUUUCUACAUCCAUGGUGGUUAACUGAUUUCAUGAUUUUUUUUUAAAAUUCAAAUUAAGAGAAAGCUACUGGUCAUUUCUUGUUUAAAGGAUGAUUAUGUAGAAAUUAAGCAUAAUUAUGCCAGUUCUGUGAAUCAUAGUGUUAUUUUAUUUUUCUUGUAGACAAAAUUAGAAAAUUAAUAAUGUAUAAGAUUGUAACAUUACAAAAUGAUACUACUAUUUACAUUAUUAUAACAGUUUACAAUUAAAAUUAACUGGUGUUUUUUAAAUUGCAGAGACACUGAGUUAUAAACUCUGACAAAAAAUAAUGAAUUAACACUACUCUUUCUUGUUAGGAUGCUUUGGAUCCCUAGCAACCCAGCAAACAGGUGGCUUUGGCCUAGGCACUCUUGGAAGGUACUGUAAAAUUUGUCUUUGCUCUUUUCUUGCGCUUGUAGUAGAAGAAGAGCUGACAGUAGACUAUUAAGAUUGUUAGUAGGCAAAAUUGUGUAGGGUUUAGCAGUCGCUUAAUUUGUAAAAGCCUUAUGAAUCAGGACGUGGUUGCAUAAUCCAACUUAAGAUUUUUUUAUGCAACCUCUCCGUGCUUUGUAAAGAAUUUGCACACUCUUUCUGUUUCCUAUACUCAUAUAAUCUGCCUUAGGUUGAGUUAACCUGCUCAAAGAGUAAGAGUGACUAACAUCAGUUUUCGCCUAAUACAUCAUCAAGAGAAACUGGUUUUGACAAUUGAUACAAUGAUAGCCUUGGAAAAUGCUCUGAUCUUUUACAGAGUUCUCUCCACUAAUUCUUGAGGAAAUAUGUGGAGAUUAGUCUGGAGAAUUUGUCUGUGGAUAUUUGGAUUUAAAGGGUUACUCGGGAUGCUGUGCAAGAAAAUCCCCCUUCACAAACAAAGGGAUAGAGCUUAAAAGUUGGGUUGCUCUACACAGCUGGCAGCUGGCCCCUGGCCUGGCCCCUUGCCUUCAUGAUGUUUUCCUUGUUUUAGAAACUGCUCUCUUUAUGAUCUCUGCCUGUAGAUUUGUAGUUGUUUCACACCAGUUUUUCUUGUUCUACUGUAGCAACCAAAAUACAACCCUGAGCACUAUACAACAACAACAACAACAGCAACUGCAGCAGCAGCAGCAGCAGUUACUCCUGCAGAACCAGCUUCAAAUCCUGGCCAACUCCCCAUUUGGAGACUCGCCACUAUUCAGGAAUUCAUUAGCGGUGAGAGGUUACUAAACAUACAUUUGAUUCAGGAAAUUUAUUAAACCCGCGACUCCUUUGUUAUAUGUUUUUGUGGACCUGUUACUAAACAUACAUUUGAUUGUAUUGACAAAGUAUUAACAAUUUGCCAACAGAAAACAAAGCAUUAUACAAAAUUUGAACAUAAACAUGUAAAAUUGAUGUUUGCAUUGGUAACAGUGUUUUUUAUACAAAAUGAUUUCUGCAUUGUGUUUUUAUUUGUCAAGCUUAAGAUUGAGCGAUGUAUUGCACUGUCUGACUGAAAAUGUCCUUCACUUUGAAACAAGGAUGUGCUCUAAGAAAAACUGUUGGGAGUCUAGUCUUCUGAACCUGUGAAAUCUGUGUUGCCCAGCAUAUGAUUUCAUGCAAAAACUGAGAUUUUCUAGUUGUCUUGGAGCAAACAUAAGGUGCCAGGAACCUGUAGGUACUGCUAGGGCACAGCUCAUGAUAAAUAAAAAACCAGAAUACUUGUAUAAUAUCACAAAGACUAUGGAUGAAGUGAACACUCAAAUGAGUAAGUGGUAAAUAACUUUUACUUUUGAAAUUUUUUUAUGCCUCUAGGAGAAGGCUAAGGGAGAACGAGCAUCUAGCUCAACUUCAAGUUCUAUUCAGAAGAAUUCCACCACUCCAUCGCAUUAUAAGGUGACAGUUGACAUUUUUGUGCAUGCAUCAUUGUGUGUUCAGUAACAUUUUAUCUUAUGGCUAUUUUGUUGCUUCAUGUUACAUAGUUAUUGCAGUAUUCUGUAGAUAAGUACAUGUACAUGUAUUAACCAGAUAGACAAUUUAGUGUGAACAAAACUAAAAGUAUUACUGACUGUCAAGCCAUUUGUUCUUCAUCACUUGUACUUGCAGUGGUGAUAUAUGCCGUGAAAAGCUCCACCUGGUUUCUCCAUUUUACCAGACAGUGACAGUAGAGCAAGACACCAACCACACCAGGAAUUAAAAUAAUUUAUAAUAUAAUGUCAAGGUGUGUGGUGAUGAUGAUGGCCAGAAUGAGAAGGAAAAACAGUGUUUGCUAAUCAAAUGAGUGUACUGCAGAAAACAUGUUCACUGGUUUUGGAAAAAAUUGUAGGGAAGUUCUGGACAUUUUGGGACAGCCCAUUGAGGAAAGAAGUGAAAGUUAAGGGCAACUCAGGCCUCUUAUUUGUUUAUUACCCAUUUAUCCCCUUUGUAAACUGAAACAUUAAUUAUGCUGUUGCCUUCAGACAUACAAACAGUCUAAACAAUGUUCUUUUCAACUUUUGAAUUUUUUUUUCUUAUUUGCCAGGUUUCUCCUCGUCCAUCAGCAAGAAUUAAACCAAGACCAAUCAAUAACUACACUAUGAAUAAGGUUUUUUAUUUUCCUGUCUAUGUAAUGCUCUUUUCAUAUUUGGUACUAUAACAUCCGACAAGUCUUUACUGAGUCAUUUGUAUUUAUUUAUUUGUCACAGUCUAAGCUGUUUGAAGGGCUGGAGGAAGACUCCGGCUUGAGUCCAGAUACAUUUGUACCCAGAAAAAAUAUCAAGAAGCUUGUCAUUAAAAGCAAGUCUACCACAGAGGUUUGUUAAGUAUUACAGUUAAGUUUGCAUGUGGAGUAGUUGACAUUGCUUGCUGCUUCUGUUAUUGUUUGGUAAAACCUGCAAUGCUAAAUGUUGUGUGAAGUCUACUGAAGGGACUUCUCAGGGCUUGACAAAAACAACUUGAAUUCUAACUCAUCCUGUCAAUCUCCCUUCACAGCCUGGGGCAUGUCACAUUUUUUUAUAUCAUAUUUGUAAGAAGACGGCUUGCCUGACCUGUUGCCAAUUGGGCAAAUGGAAAAUGUUCUUUCUCAUGAGGAUAAUCUACUUGUCUUUGAACUCCCACUUAUACCACAAAAAUACUUGCAACUAAAUCUCAAUGAUAAAAUAAUAAAAUUGGUAUUAAAUUUCAUGUCACCAUAAAGUGAAGGAGUAUUUUUUUUCCCCAAAACACUCUUUGGCUAUUUUUAAAGUAAUAAAUUCUUGUUAAAUUUGCAAUAUUUCUUACAAAAAUGCUUCAUCUUUUGCCAGGAUUCACCAAUGUCAAUAGUUGACACAACUCGAGUCAAGUUUCAUUCCUUGGGGGAAGGUGAUGAUCUGCCAAUAACCAGCUCCCCCUUUCCGCCCUCCCCUCCCUCAUCACAAACUACUUCACCUGUUAGGAACACCCUUGCUGUAGAAGAAGGAGCUGCUAAGGCUGUCGAUGACAGAAUUAAUACCAGUGAUGGUGCCAGUCCGAUGGGAGUAAGGUUUUCCAAAGGAGCAACAAGAGAAACAUUAGAUACCACUAUUGCCGACUUGAAUGUCCGCCAUGUUACAAGGCAAGAUGAUGACCAGGAAAGUGUAAAGAGUUCUGAGGUUACAGAGGAAGAUCUUUCUGAGAGUGGAACUAGAGAACCCUGUGGCAUAACUUUGAAAAGGUGUGUUUAUGUUGUACACUGUAUGUGUUUCAACUAUACUGUAUAUAAAUUCGGUAAUCAGUUUUGUUAGGGUUAUAAUAAUAAAAUUUUGAAUAAAUAAAAAGUCUAUUUAUUUCUCUGGUAAUCAACAAUCUCUUUUCUCCUUCAUAAAAAUUAAGAACCUAAUAAGAUCCUACUUAGCCUGAAUUGCCAAUAAGAACCCCAAAAUAAAAGAACCUAUUUUGCCAGACAUCAAAAAAGUAGGUUCUUAUUAGCGGGUGUUUACUGUAUUGCAACUUAGAAAUUGCUUGCAAUGAUGAAAUCUCUUCCAAAUAUAGGUGUGUUCAAACCUCUUCUAGGAAGGUCCUCCCUGCAUUCUGAUUCUCUUAAGUGACAACCACCCUUAACCCUUUAAGUCUCAAUAGUGACCAACAGCAAUUUUCUCCUAACAAUGUCCAUACAUUGUCAAGAGAUAAGGUUGUGAGAAUAUGAAAAAUGAUCAUGAAAGAGAAAAUGCCUUGAUGUUUUAUUAAAUUCUCUCAACUAAUUCUUAAAGGAAAUGUAUGGAGAUCAGUUUGGAGAAUUUGUAUUUGGAUACUGGGGCUUAAAGGGUUAAGUGACCACUAAAUCUUUGCAUUGUGGGGUGCCGCUUACGGGAGGUUUGACUGUAGUUCUUAUUUUGUGUGACUGCUAAUGUUCCUCGCGUAUAAUCCCAAAUUUUUUUCUAGGUCUGAGUACUAUACAGUACCACCACUAGCUGAACUGAACAAGAGGAUUGACAACAAUGGAGAUGUUUUUGUUGACGAUUUUGUUGUUGGUCGCGAAGGUUAUGGCAAAGUUAAGUUUUAUGGCAGGACUAAUGUUGCUGGACUGAACUUGGAUGAAAUUGGUAAGAAUUUCAGUUAGAGUACUACCGUAUCUAAGAUUUUAUGUAGCUACUGACAUGAGUUAUGGUGGCUUUUAUGCAAAGUUCUAAACUCCAUGUUGUUCAUUUUAACAGUGUUCUUCAGGCGCCGUGAAAUAGAAGUGUAUCCAGACUCGUAUCCUAACAAACCUCCAGUGGGUGAGAAGCUUAACAAAAAAGCAGAAAUUACUCUGGAAAAAGUUUGGCCAAAUGACAAGACAUCACACAAACCAAUCACAGUGAGUCAUUUGAAAAUAUGUUUUUUACUUGUCUUGUUAUUUUGGCACGUGUUUUCCAAAACAAAGUUGGAUAUAUGCAUAUUUAACAUUAGGUAGUUCGUUAUUUGACUGUUUCAAAUAUAUUUUAUUUGUUUUUUCCUGAAUAUCCAAUGUGUUGUUGUUGUUUGUUUGUUUGUUUUUGUAGAGCCCAGAGAGACUGAAGCUUCAAGGAUGGCAAGAGAGAGUGGAAGCUGCCACUGCAAAGCUUGGAGCAACUUUCCUUGAUUAUGAUCCUGAUUAUGGAAACUGGGUUUUUACGGUAUAAACAAAAUAUUCUAUGCACAAGGCUCACAAAAAACAAAGAAAUAAGGAUCUUCAACCUACCUGCUCUACUCGAAAAAAUACACAUUUACGAGUUAUUUACAAAAUUUGUUUUCAAAGAUUUGAUUUCCUUUUUCUUUGUACUAUAAUUAUUCCCACUCUUUGUGCUAUUACAAUAAUGUAUGUUGUCAAAUAUCAAAUUUUUUUAUUUUUUCCUUACUUUCAGGUGGAACACUUUACUCGUUAUGGAAUGCAUGAGUACCUUGAUGAUGAACAGCUGGCAAAAAAGCUCAAGCGGCCUCCUCUUAAACCACAUCUGCAGGUGCACAGGUUUACCUUUUGUGUGGUCAAAGUUAAACUUUCAUUUUGUAUAAUCACAUUCACGAUAAAAUAUAAAGUAUUAUGUGGAAGCACUGCUGAAGAGGUUUCAUUUGAAUGGUCACACCAUAGGAUUUCAUCCACAGACUCAAAAGUUAGAACUACGUAGUCAUUAGUCAGACUAUGUACUAAAUAAAUAGUACCAUGUGAAAGUACUGUUGAAGAGGUGUCAAUUGAAUAUUGACACCAUUGGAUUUUAUCAAUGGACUCAAAAGUUAGAAGUAAGUAGCCAUUAGUCAGACCAGACUCUGACUGUUCCAUCUUUUGACAGGAUACAGAUGACUCUUUGGAAAAAGAGAAACUUGAAAUUUUCAAACGUCUUAAAGAGAAGAAACAACAACUUGAAGCUUAUGAGAAGGAAAGGCAAAGGGCUUCUCUGUCAUUACAUGACCAGGAUAGCGACAUGCCAGAUAUUGAUAAUGAAACUUUCCCAGGUAUGAAGGAUGUUUUCUACUCCAAUAAAAAUUCUUGUCAUUUAUAUUUCAUAUGAUAUCUCAUGAUGAUUUUGUGGUACAAUGUGAUGUCUUUACAUUCCUGCAACUAGCAAAAGCUAUUCAGCAAGCAGUGAAAAUAGCGUAUUAUUUGAUACUCAAACAUAGAAAAUUGACUACCGUAUUUAUUUGAUUAAGCACCCAAACUGGAAUAAGCGCCCAUCUCGAAUAACUACCCACCCUUUGCCCAGCCUUGACUAACCAAUCUUGACCUUACUGGCUAUGGGAUUUAAAUGGACUGAGUUUUGCUAAGAGACUUCCCCACUGACCGAGGUUUCUUAAUAUUUUAAAGGAACUUUCUAUGAGCAGUUAAAAUUUUGCUUUGGUAUAUCUUCACGUUUGUUAUUAUUUAUUGUUUUUUGCAAAAUAAACUCACUACUUACAGAAAAUGGUAAAAAUUUGAUAAGUACCUAGCCUCAAAUAAGCGCCCACCACGAAUAAGUGCUUACUCCCAAAGUCCAAAAAUUUAAUAAGCUCCCAGCCCUCUUGAUUUAAAAAAUACGGUACAUAAUGUCUUCUUUUGAUUCUUUUUUUUAGAGGAAAUGCUUGACGACGAAGCUAGAGAAGGAAGUGAUGCCAGCGACGAAGAACUUGAAAGCUCACCUGCCAGUCAUCAGUUAGCCACAGCAUUGGGCAUGAAUGCGCAGCGAAUCCAGGUUAUGAAGGCGUCAUUCUUUGCUGACCAGUCUCAGCCAUCUUCAGGACACUUACCCAGUGAUAGGCCUUCUGUUGACAAGUCCCUGUUGAGUGCAUCUUUUAGCAAACCAGGACACACCAAGAGUUCUGUGUACCCUGCUGUUAUGCCCCUUGGGCCUCUUCUCUCUCCUAAGGUCCAGCGCCGUGUAGAUGAGUCAGUUGGACCAGAGCAGAUGCCGCAGUCUUUGUUUGGCAGCCCUAAGAUAGGUAAUUAACCGAAUAUCACAGAGUUUUAGCACCAACGAAGAGAAUGACUUUUUGGUUUUUAAACGAACAAUAAAGACUUACUUAUUUAGGAAGGCUUUUGCCUGUUAUAGUUAGAUUGAUAAAUUUUAGAUUAUAAAUUUUUAGGUAUUCCUUAAGUAUACUUUAUUGUAAUUAUUACAGGCAGUUAUAGUUGUAAGGCGCAUUUGAUCAUAUUCAGAUGUUAAUUUGCACCUAAUAAGAAAUAAAUUAUUAUUAUUAUUAUUAUUAUUAAUGAGCAGGAGUCAGAGAUUUAAGAAUUCUUAUAGUUGUCCCUGUAGUUGAAAAUAGAUGGUUAAGAGAUUGAGCAUAAUAAUUGAAUAAAAACGAUGAAGAUUAUUAAUAAGGUAGCUUAAUGUAGACAGCAGCCCUCGAUAGGUCUAUAAAGUUCCAGUAAACCGAUUAACAUCGACUUACGAUAAGUUGGGUAAAAAGUUGUCAUUAAUACUUUUCAAAAUAAAUUUUUCAUGUAAUUAGAAAUAAAAUGUCCUUGAGAGGACUGUAAAAAAAAUUAUUUAUUAUCUUAUAAGGCGUUAAUGUUAUGAGUUAAAGAAAAUAAAUGUUUAUACUUGGUAAAAAUAAUGUAAUACUGAAAACCCUGUUUUGUAUAGUCCCAUACGCAGCCAUUACUUGGGUUCUCUUGCAACCUUGUGCUCGAAAAAGACGACCCUGAUAGCAGCUGCAUAGAGGACUGUUUCAAGAGACACAUUUAUUGCUGACACCUUGUUACUGUGAAGUGGUUACUGUUCUUCUACAGAAUAAAUGUACAUAUCUUUUCUCCAGAGGAGUUGUGGGUGUGGGUUUAUGUUGUGUCGCAUAGCACUGGGCUGUUUUUGGGCAGGAGUUUUGAUAUUAGUCAGCUUUUGAGUGUCACUUGUCAACCGGAAGUGGGCGUUUUUCAUUCUUGGGAAGUCGGUUUGCUGAAAUUUUCGGGCGAAUCGUGUCUAUAACAGUAAAGACACUCAGCGAUACAAACAUGGUAGCAUUAAGGUGUUUUGAAAUUAAAAAGACCUCACUUCCGGUUGACGUGUCGGUUGUCGCUCAAAAACGCCAUUGCUUAAGAUCCCUAAUUAUUGUUUUCUCCUGCAACCUCCAGAUAGCGGUUGUGUCCCCAGAUCAAAACAGCCCUAUGGUGUGACAUUUUCACACCUCUGACCAGUGUCAGUCACAACCUGUAAAAGGCCAAUCGGUUGUAAACUGUGUGUAAUACAUAAACGUUUCCAUCGGUUAAUCCAAUAGGUGUGUAUCCGCUGAGACAUCCAGUGGUGCAUGACCUAACACCAGCGGCCCCUCCCUCGCCAAUGCUGCUCCCUACUGCCAUUGGCACGGCAAUGGAUAUCGGAAUUAAAGUAGUUGGAGCGCGCAGCCAGUUUGGCUUGGUACCUAAAGAGGACUCCCUUGUCAAUACCAGAGAGAAACUUGUGGGUGAUGCUGGUCUGAUGAUGGGGCGGUCCUUUCGUGUUGGUUGGGGACCAGGGUUUGUCUUGGUACACAGUGGUACCCCGCUAGGAAAACGAGAGAAGCAGUCCAUGGCUCCCAUCACCCAGCCCUCCCUGGUGGGGAACUUUUUGGCUCCGAAGCCAAGGCCUAGCAACAGUGAUGGAACACCUGCGUUUGGUGUGACACUGGAAAAGCUCAACGUUGCGUCACACUUCAGUCAUGGAAGUGAUACAGUGCUGGUUAGUGAAAUUAUAAAUACCUUAUUAUCUACUCCCUUUAGGGUUUUUCAGGGAUAAUUUACAACACUUGUUGGGGGACUUUUGCCAAACUGCUUAUGGUGCAGUUUUCAAGUAAUGAACGAAUGAGUAAUGAUGCCCUCUGUGUGAGUGUGAAUUUAUAAGACAGAUCACCACAAUACGUCCCCUACUCUUUAUAAACAGUGAGUGGGUUCUUUAACGUCCCACAGAAUUUUAUUACAUGUGCAAGGCUUGUGAGACGGGGCCUAAGGUUUAUCGUCCUUAUCCGAGAAGAGUGGAAAGUCUAACCAUUUUGACGAACAUACGUGUAUUUAUUUCAAACUUUGCUGAAAUAUCAGUUGCUAGUCUUCGUAAUAGUUAUCUCACACAUUUGUAGGCACAACACCAGUCUGUUCUUGAAGCAGAGCUUCAUCAUGCCCAGGUGUCUGUCGAUAAUGGCUGUCCAUUCAUUCAUCCUUCGACUGAUGUCAAAGCUCUUCAUCACCAUGCAGAAAUUGCGAGGAAAAACAAAGACGCAACAGGUAUUAUUAAGUGAUUUUACAAUACCUUGUUACCAUCUGUUAUGUUUAAAGACCCUUUGAAUGUUAACCACUCGCCUGUCACAUAAGUAGCUAUGUUAAGACCGGGGGGGAGGUACUUAAGGCAUUUUUGGGUGGGGAUGUGCCAUUGGAACCCUUGAACCCUUAACCUAUACCAGAGCUAGUUCAGCUGAAUUGUGUUGCCCUAUACUAGACCAUAGUUAUUAGAGGAGACUGGUUAUGAAAAGCGGCAAACAUCAAUGAUAAAAACAACAGUGCUGCAGUUCAUGUUCAAAGCACCGUCCCAAAUCCUUUGUUUUCCCAAAUUGUUACGGAAUAAAUUAAUGCAACGUUUUUAUUGGUCAAUACAAUCAAAAUGAUAGGAAUUCUUUUGAACGUUGUGCACUUUCAGGUCCACAAAAACAUAUUACAAAGGAGUCUGACGGGUUUCAUAACCAUUCCACUCAGUUAACUAUGACUAGACUAAACUCCCCAAAUCCUCCCUAUCCUAGAGUAGCUGUUUUCCAGAAACUACUGAGGUCACUAGCACAAUCCAGCCAAAACAAAACCUAUUUGAUUCUUUAUAUUUUUGAGUGGUAAUUCUCUCGUCAAUCAAUUGAUUACUUUCUUGGAAAAUGAUACUCUAUUCUAGACCCAAACUCUCUGAUUUGUAUAUCCCACAGUAAACUGCGUGAACACCAUACCCUUCACACCGGCACACACCUAUACUGCCCAUAUAUGGCAGUACCCCUCCACGGUGUAAAGAAUUUCACCAAAAUUCAAACAGUGGGUACUACUAUUAAAUUCAUAAAAAUAACCGCUCAAAACAUUGAAAGAAGAAAUAAAUAAUACAGCAAGUACAAAAACUGGCACGAAUGGACAAACUUAAGAAGAAUAUUAAAAUGGAUUGCAAUUGCGAUUUUGAAAAGUUGUUAGCAUACCAGUUUUCCAGCGGUCAUUUUUGUUGUUUGUUACGUUUGAUGCUUGGGAGACGUAAUUGAUUGACACGAAGCUGUGAUUCAUUUACAAAUAAUCUGCGCUAGCGUUAAGCCCCAUAGCGUAUAACUUUUUUUAAGGAAGCGCAAUUGGCAAUGUUAACAAAAUGAACCAGAUAGUGGUGACCUAGCCCUCCCUCCACCUUUGAGGCAACUCAGGGGAGGCGUGUUCAACGCCUAACCAAGACUAUUAAACAUUCUAAAAGGUAACCAAGUUUUUCACGAUAUUGGUAUAUAUUUCUUGAAGCAUCUGUGCUUGUGUGGUAAGGGUCUUGAAGUUGAAUCAUCUUGGUUUCACUAUAUAUUUGUUACUGUGCUUUUAGUGUCAGGCCCACUAAAAGAGGCAGCAGAACAGAUCUGUUUGGUUUGGGAUUUAGUUGUUGCUCUAUGGGGCAAACUGAAUGAUGAGCAAGAAGAAGAUGAUGAAGGUAGGAAAGACCAAACUCACAAGGUUAUCUUGUACCUUAAUAAGUCUCUUUGUCUAAAUGCUAUACUGAUGACGUAUCACUACCCAGAUCUGACUAGUGCUUCUGAUUGGAUGAAGCAAAUUUCCCACGCGGCACGACCAGUCAGAAGCACCUCCAGGAUCUGGGUAGUGAUACGUCAUUAGUAAGCAAUUUCGGUGCUCGUUCCUCAGGCGUUAUUACGCGGGGGGACUAGGUCUCAGGGUACUAAAUUUAGUUACGUUAAUGCAAGUUUUCUGCAAGGCUCGGUUCAGACGCCAAACUUCUCAUGAGCCCAACCUAAUACAUUGAAUUAAGUACAUGAAAAGUUCGGUGUCUGAUUCAAUUAGGAACGCCUGUUUCAAUUUGGAACGGCUCAGCCGUUCUUUUCCCCUAGCCCGGCGGGGAAUUUCGCCUUUGGAGCAACUUUGGAACGGCUUUGAUUCAGACGCCGAACUUUUCAUGUACCGAACCUAAUGCAUAAAUUAUAAAUUAUAACGUAUUUUGUACGCAGUUUGACCGAAACGGAGCAUUUUUUGCCUUUUGAACUCCGUUCAGCUGCAAUUAAGAUCGGCGUCUGAAUUAAUUCAGCCUCUCUAAAUAAUUUGAGUCGGCCUUAAUUCGAGUUAGGUUCGGCUCAUGAAAAGUUCGGCAGCUGAACCAGGCCAAAGCGCAUUCUUAAUUAGUUUUUUAUGUUUAAUUCUCAUCAUCAUCAUCAUUAACAUAACAAUCAUCAUCAUCAUCAUCAUCAUCAUCAAUCAAUAAAUGAAUCAAUCCUCUAAAUUAUAUCUUAGUUACCCGUAGUGCGUAACAUUUCCCAGAAUUGUUUCCUUCAGUGUUUCAUUUGUGUUUCAAUUUAUUUUUAAAGUUACAAACGGAAUGAGGGAUGAGAGGGAAUCCUAUCAGAAUCGUAUGGCAAGGAAAGAAGCUUUGUCAAGGUGGCUCGCUGAGGCUGCAAAGACAAGAAUCUCUAAAGAGGUCGAUGAAGCUAAUUUUCAAGUAUGUACUCCCACGCACUGAAACACAAAUAAAGUUUACUUUUAAUCGAGGCUGAUUAUUCUGGUUAUGAACAAGAACUAGCCUAGAAAGGAGACUCUUGUAGGGGAACUUAUGCACAUCCAAGCAGUCGUGGUCACUCACGCCUUAAGAAAAAGUACAUUUCCUGCAGUAUUUCUCUCGCGGUAUAUUUAUCAUGUUGUAACCCUGCGUUUUACCGAAGUAAGAGCGGCCACAGUUACGUUUGCUUCCCGCCUUUUUUCCGCACACAGUACGUCUUUUUCGCGGGAUUUUUAAUUAACACUCCUGUGACUGGUUGUUUUUUUUUGUGAAACCCUUUUACAUCGAAACCUGAGAUAGAUAGCUAGGUAGCUUUCAUGGUCACUUCCUUCGAUCCUUUUUGACGUUUCAAAGUUUAUUUCCCCGUUAAAUUUAUCUCGAAAAGAAGCGGUUGCACACUGAUGGUUAUUUUCCCCAGGGAAAUAGGCCUUACUCCGCGAGAAAAUAAAGUGGAUAUUCAAGUGUAAGCGCAAACCUAUGUUUAUCUUGUCCUUUUUGUAUUGUAGGAAAGCGACCACUUGAAGUCUAUCUUCAGUUAUUUAACUGGAAAGCAGAUUAGUAGGGCCUGUAAUACGGCACAACAACAUGGCGAUUAUCGACUUUCACUUCUGUUGUCACAAGUUACAGGAAACUCGGCGACACGAAACCUCAUCUACAAACAGCUGAGCGAUUGGCAGGAAAUAAAGGUGCAAUAAUGGAUACAUAAAUAUUUAGGAUAAUCAACAUAAUUUUACGAUCCCAAUAAUCUUUUAUAUGCCUGCGAUGUUUACAUCAAGUAUUGAAAUGUUGUUUUUUUUGCUGUGUGAAAGUUAUGUAUUGUCAAUGACAUUCUUUAAGUCAAAGAAAGGAAUUUUCCUUUGUUUUUGGUCCAAAUCUUGUGCUGCUUCUGGCUAAACUUUAAGCAUAUUACGGACCCGGAGACGUUCCAUUUUUUGUCCGCAACCCCGUCCCCCUAAUGAUGGCUCGAAUCCGAACCCUCGAACUUUUGUCGGCGCCCUUUGGAAAAUGAAAUCCGAAGGGUUCAUUUUUUGUCGGCACCUUUGCAAGAUUUGUCCGAAUGAUUUAAAUUUUGUCCGUUUUCUUUAAAGAAAAAAUCCCAACCCCCUACUGAAAAUCCCGCCAUCUCGAAAAGUUAUCGAAACUUUUGAAAAUCGGGCCUAAAGUUAGCGUUCCCUCUUUUGAAUGAAUGUGCGAAAGUCAGCCCAGUGCAAGAGUUGCCGCUUUCAACCCACUUGGGUUGAAAGCGGAAACUUAUAUUUGGCUUUUUUUGCCUUUCGACAAACAAUGCCUAAUCUUUGGUUACAUAUUGAUUUUGUUUUGUGUGGUAGAAUUUCCCUCCCUUUCCGGCGUCACAGCGUUGAUCUUCUUAUGAACUCACCCGCCCCGGAUUGUCCUCAGUUUGAAAUGGCGAGCUGCUGGGUUCGCUAAUUCUCAACUUUUCCCUUCAAAUUCUCAAUAAUUUUUUAUUUUUUGUAGUUUCAGACAACUUGGAUAUUAAUUGCAACAUUUUUUACUUUAAUUUUUGUUUUUGUUGUAAGCAAUAAUAGUUGUUGGAUGCUGUUGGAUGCUGUUGGCUUGCCAUUUAUAACUGAAAUAACAUAAAUGGCUGGCUUUCCUCUCCUCUCUUUCUAUCAAGUCUUUUUCUCUGUAUUUUAUUUGUUUUUGACAUCGUUUCAAUUGUCUUAAACAGGCAGACAUGUUUAUUGACGAAGAGAGAAUAAAAAUUUACGCUUUGCUCGCUGGCGCAAUGGUAUGGCCCUUGACAAGUGACACAGUUAACGUUUGCGAAGGUCUGGAUUGGAAAAGAGUACUUGCUGUUCAUUUGUGGUAAGGAAAUUGUUGGGGCGGAGGAGAGGGUAGUCUGCUAUACAGCCGUUUUUAGUGUCGUCACGCAACGUUCCUCCCCACUAAAAACGGCUGUGUAGCAGACUAAGGAGAGCGGAGAAGUGGCGCCUAAUGAAACUGAAACCGCAAAAGACAACAACAACAACAACAACCUGAUACUAUUUGUUUUGUUUGUUGUUCUAACUUUUGAGUCUAUGGUUGAAAUCCUAUGGUGUUACCAUUCAAAUGAAACCUCUUCAGCAGUAUUUUCACAUGGGACUAUUUGUUUUGUACAUGUUCUAACUUUUGAGUCUAUGGUUGAAAUGCUAUGGUGUUACCAUUCAUAUAAAACCUCUUCGACAGAACUUUUGCACAGUGCUAUUUAAAUCUUAAGAUUUAACAAAAAGAAAUGUAGAUUUCCUUUUUUAAAUUUUAAUUUUGGCAAAUUUUAGGAGUACAAGAGUUAACAAGCUUUUUUUUUCAUUUGUCAGGUAUUGCUGUUCACCGACAUCUUCAAUACAAGAUGCAUUGAAUGCGUAUGAAGCUUCUUUCAAGGCAAGUUCUUUUCAAGUAGCUUGCUUUGUUUACUAAAUUACGUGACCUUGCACAUAAUUUGUUAGACUCCUUUACCUGUGGCCUUCCCAGUUGUAGUGAGCACAAACUUAAACAAGGAAUUUGUGAAAAAAUUCAAGCCAAAAUAUCUUUUUACCAUGCAGGGAAGUUCCAGCUAUGGGAAAUAUGGUGCCCCUCCUCGGCCACCCUUUAUGGAAGAAAACGACGAAGACGAAGAUGAAGAAAACAAGUUCGUGACGCGAGAUACGUGUUACCAUCUGUUAAAACUUUACUGCAAACGAUCGCACAGACUUGAGCGACUUCUUUCACCAUCAACCUCUACUUCUCAUCAACUUGACUUCAGCUUGAGGUACAAAUUUUUUGUGCGGGGGCGUUGCGCUCUUGUUGUCUAACUUUUUUUUUUCAUUCGCAACUUUCGCUUUGACCCUGAUACACCUUGUUCCCCCCCCCCUCUCCCCACCCAUAAAUUUUGCAUGAGCACCGUCUUUACCUCAGUUUCUCUUGGGAUGAGUGUAAUACCUUGGAGAAAUUGGAAACAAAUGUUAUGCAUUUUUUGGCGGGGGAAGAGGCUAACGAGGUGUAUUAUGGGACUAAAUGACGUUAUCAAAAUUCAAAAUGCGAUUUGCGGGAAAUUUUCUUUCCAUUGGUUAGAAAAGCUUCACAAAUAUAAAUUUUACUUGAGCACGUUGUGACGCAACUUGGCACUGCAGGGCUCAAAACAACUUUAGGGCGGUGGCCGGACACGAUGACCGACCAAAGAAAUUUUUGCUCGUUCAAGUCUCCUUUUCUACCCGGUCAAGAACUAGGGAAAAAGUGUAACUGAUCCUUGUCUAAUUUUCUGUUAGUGAACACGAUUGUGUUUUUACAAAGAGACAAAAUCUUAAGAUAUACAGGUGAGGAAUUGGCUGUUUGUUCUACAAAAAGAGUCUGCGUGACCGAUCAACAUGACCGGCGAGUGGAGCUUUUGGCCGGUCAAGACGUUAGUCUGGCCGAACAGUGUCCGUUGACCGGCCGUUAUUCACCCUGCACUACGACGUAGAAUUAAGGUAAUCGUGUAAAUACAUGAUAAGGCAUAAUGCAAUUUCUUUGCACAAUAAUAUCUCUGUAAGUGGUGAUAAAUAUGCAGUUCUAGCUGAGUCACAAUCUCUCUGUGUUUUUCUGUUCGUUUUUCUCUCCUCAGUUGGCAUCUGUAUCAGGUCUUACAGUCUCUCGAGUACACGCAUCUCUCCGAGUACCACUCGGGCAUGUUACACAGUGGUUUUGCCGCUCAGUUGGAGGGAAUGGGUUUGUGGCACUGGGCUGCUUUUGUGUUGUUACAUAUACAAGACUUUGACAAGUACGUUUAGUUUACUCAAGACUUGGUUCUCAUUAGCAUUUUCUGCAAAUAACCCUGACUCUCCAAGAAACAAGCUUUGAGAUGUGAAAUGGGUUUUUAACGUCAUACCUAAGCAAAAGAUAAACUCACUGCACUCGAACCCUUGGCGCCUGCAAAUGGUGUCAGUGGUUAUUGGAUUUGGUUACCCUGUGCAUUUGUUACCUGCGGUGCUUUGUCAGUGUAAAAUCGUAAAGUCAUUUGUCCUCCUUUUAAUGAAGGAUAACGUGUCUAUUUUUUUCAUCUAAUAUUGCUAGGCGAGAGAACGCUGUCCGUAGUCUUUUAUGUCGCCACUGUUGCUUGUCAGCGGAUCACCAAAAUGUCGAGAAAGAGCGCUUUAUGUUAGAUGACUUAAAAAUCCCUGCUGAAUGGAUACACGAGGCUAAGGUAACGUGAAACUCUUUGUAUUUAAUGUUUGAUUUGCUAAGAGACAUUUGUAUUUAUUUUGCGAGGUAUAUGAUAUUACCAAUGACCCUACAAUUUCAAAUAUGUGACAGCAUGAAAGCUUAACCUAACAUACUGUCACCUAGUGUGACUGUUUAAAACUAAAGUAAACGAAUCGAAUAAUUGGCUUUGCAUAACAAAAGAACGUAGCAAACAGGGUUAUGGCCAAGAACAAAUCGAUCUUUUUUUUAAAAUUCAAUCGUUUUUUUUAUAAAAUAUUGUACGAACUCUGCCUGUCUGGUGCAUACGAAGCAGAUUGAAAUGCUGUCAACUGCUUGCUGUAAAGAUCUUCUAAGAAGCGCUGCUCCACGAAGCUAUAUGUUAUCCACGAUACGAUAUGUGAUAUGAAACUUCUUAACAAAAUUAGUGGUGGCUGUUUCCACCCUUUGUACCCUAUUUUGCCCAAUAAUGUGGGAGAAAAAGUGAGAUGCGAACUUCGGUGUUUCAGAAAGUGACUAGAAGUGCCGUAGCUGACAGGAGACUUUUUCCCAUUACUUUCAGGCGUUGCGUUCGCGCUACGAGGGUCGAACUCGCGAGGAAGCUUUUCAUCUGGUUAAGGCGCGUCAUUGGAGUCUGGGGCAUAACGUUGUAUUGCGCAGCCUCGUCAGUGAUGCGAUCAUCAACGGUAAGAAAUUGAAAAAUUCCUUUAAUUAUAAUGCCUGGACGAUGUGUAUUGUAAUUCAACGCUUUAUCAAAUUAAUUCUUUCUUUUAGGGGAGUAUGACAUUUUGAAGACCUUGCUUGGAGAAAUGGAACCGAGAGAUCGUAGCUCCACCGUGAGGGACUGGGCGACAGGAGGACAGGUUUGUCAUAAGUCCAUUGUUAUCCCUGUAGCUGCAAUCGUUGCUGGUCAGCGCCAUGAGUCGAGAACUCUUGCAGAUCUGGGGACGGGAAUGUUCUUGUGUCUAGAGCUGUUUCCAGUUUAGUUCCGUAAACCCAGACUAUCACAAUCCAAUCCAAUAAACAACAAAAUGAGACAUUGAGACACCAAAGCAUGCAGCUCGCGUGGAGCGCGGGAAAACUAGUCUGAACAACGUGAAGACCUUGGCACAAGAUUCUCGGCCAAUCAGAUGAUGAGGACAGAAGUAGCCCAGUUAAUGGAGACCUUAAGAUGUAACCUUUUCUGCAUGCUGGUGUACGGGAACGGGUACAGGUAAAUUCCCAGGAAGAAACGGCUUGGUUCCCGGGUAGAGCAGUCAAGCUAAUACUACCACAUUUGUGUAAACAUAGUCUACUUUAUUACUUACACAUGGUAAACAUGUUCCCCUUCCCGCACUCGUCGGCAGAAACGGUGUAUCUCCAGUCGCGUUCUCAUCUUUUUGCUCUUUCGUACAAGGUAUUUUUGGAUUACCUCGCACUAAUGGAAAAGUUUCAAGACAUUGCCAAGGUAACACAAACAUAUUUGUGUCCCAUUAUCAUCAUCAUCAUCAUCAUCAUCAUCAUCAUCAUCAUCAUCAUUUUACCUUGCAGUAUUUUCGUUGGUUACUCAUAAUACAUUUUUGAUGAAACUUAGACAUUUCACCGUACUUAGUGAAAGAAGAAAAGAAGCAAUUUUACCCCAAACGACAGUGCAUGAUUUCUCUAUUAACUUCCUGGACUGAAUGUACCAUUUCCCCCCUAUCUUUCAUAACAACAGCCAUAUUUUGCAUAAGAAAACAAACUGUUGUUGUGUUCAAAUGACGUCAUCGUUGAGUCUGCGUGCUUUAGUGAUCCAGAAUGCAUGACAACAGUAAAUUAACAACUGUCUUGCAUUGUUGCAGGGCAAAGUUGUACCAACGAAGUAUGAUCUGGAAGAUAUUCAUGCUGAGGUCUCCUCCCUCUGCACCAGAAUCAACAUUUUACCUUCCAACACAAGCAGAGACUUGUAAGUAAUUGUUUCGCAUCGAAUGGCCCUGUUUUUUUAACUGUUUGUGAUGUUGUUUGGUUCAUGAUGUAGAAAGUUGGGAAUUCGUAGGCGGUGAAGGGAGGGAGAAGGGGGUCUUACUUGAGAGUCACACAAAGACAGGUGGUAUUGGAGGAUCGUUUUAAACUUGAAUUCCUUUAGAAACUGAGGGAUUUUGGAACUCAGAAAUGCUGGAUUAAACAACAGUACUAUACCUUUUAUUGCCGUCUGUUACUGUCUCCUGGGAGUUAUUGUGAAAGAUAAAUAAAAGAAACAACCGCAUCGACUGUAAUCUUUAAACUCCAUUCUUCAUAAAGAACAAUGGCCAUAAAAGUUGAUUUUCAUUGAAUAGCACUGUAUUAUCCGCCUUUAAGUUGGGCAAAAAUAUUAUCCUGGCAAACUGAUUGCCGUGUUCUCUUCUUCCUCUACAGGUUAUGCCAAUACGAUAUGGCUAAAAUGUGCGCAAAUUUUAUGAAGAUCGUCAUGAAAGAGCUGGUAAGCGUGUUUUACAGUUUAAGAACAAACUUCUCUUGUAAAGGAAACUGUUGAUAGCCUUGAUGAAGCACUGGCUUUUGUGGCGGAGAUUACCUUUUUGUCCCUCACGAAAUCGUCCCACUUCAACCCUGGAAAUGACCUGGUCAGAUUGCUUUCAAAUUCUUGUUUGUCCUUAUAAUUGGUAAUUUGAUUCAUUUUUAGACGGACCUAACAGAUGAAGGGGAGGCUCUUUUACCAACUCAUAUCCUAGCCCCUCACGUGACUCGGUUGCCGAUGCCCGAGGACUGUUCUCUAGCGGAACUACGUCAGUUGGUCCCAAGCUAUAUCACUGAAAUAGCAGCUAGCCAUUGAUACUAAAGAAUGCGAAGAAGGGAGAAGAAUGUUCGCAUGCUCAGGUCACAGCGCGAACUAAUAGUGCGCAACAAAGAAAUCCGAGUGUGAGGAUGGUAUUCGCCACUUUGAGGUUGCACGGGGGCCAGGCCGAGAUGGUUGUCAAAGUGCGUUGUGGGACUGUUUUAGGGGACGAAUUUGCCGCCAUGUUGAAAAUGCGUCCCCCAAAACAGUCCUACAGUGCACUUGACAACCAUCUCGACUCGGUCUCCCGCGCAACCUCAAAGUGGCGAAUUCAAACCUAGCUGUUUGAAGAGCCUACCGCAGACUCAGUCUUGCGUUUGAAUAAACGACCAAGACCCCAUGGAGAUGACGGGGAAAUUAUGUUCUUGUUAUGACUUUCGACGGGUUCGAUAUCUUUGGAACAUUACAGGAUCGUACAUCGUAAAAAGAACGAUCGCGUUAUCCUUUGAAUUGAAGCCAAAAACAGGCGCUGUAUUGUAAAAAAAAUAACUUAGUUUUCAUUGAAUAUUUCAUAAUUAUAUCAGUUAAAAGUUAAACUUUUCUUUAGUUAACCAUUUUUGUAAUUCGUCUUGUUUUGGCUAAUGUCGAUUAAUCCAUGAAGUAGGUGGCUGCAUUUUGUGUGAACAUUGAUUCUAGAAAAUCUGCAGAAGCUUGUAAGGAGUUUCUGGUAACCUGAAGGUUACUUCUUUUUUUAAAAACGUGAUCCAACCUGUGCAAUUCAUGAAAUAUUAUUAAAUGAAUACUGAAUUUUAUUGGUUGGUCCAAU
Messenger RNA from Porites lobata, 32394 nucleotides. Lineage: Eukaryota; Metazoa; Cnidaria; Anthozoa; Scleractinia; Poritidae. The record is from the annotation of a GenBank genome assembly.